Halichondria panicea is the source of this 923-nucleotide messenger RNA. Its product is annotated as large ribosomal subunit protein uL1-like. Lineage: Eukaryota; Metazoa; Porifera; Demospongiae; Suberitida; Halichondriidae. The record is from RefSeq and is a predicted model, not a curated record. The transcript has 8 exons. The coding region runs from base 51 to 830 and encodes 259 amino acids.
AGAGUCAUUAACGCUCUUUACCCAACCAUUAUUCCUGCUGGAGUGAAGAGAUGGCUUUGCUAAGAAAGCUGUGUAGUACAAGAGCUCUAGCCUCCACUGUGAUGAGGGCAGCUAGCUCACAACCCCAGCAAUCGUCCCCUCCCAUCCAGGCCACUGCUAGUAGAAUAUUCCAGCUAGGGAAAAGAGAUCCAGAGAUUCUGGAUUUCCCCGAAGCCCUGCGUGCUCUGAGAGCGUACUCCAUGUCUCAAGUUCCAGAAACAGUAGAACUAUCCAUCAAGUUGGACAUGACACUGAAGAGGGGGAAGUCCCGGGACAGCUUCAGGGGGGCUCUGAUAUACCCCCAUAGGUUCGGCACUCAGAGCAAGAUACUCUUGUUGGCUGAGGGGGCUGAGGGCCUAAGCACUGGUGCUGAUAUAGUAGGUGGAGAAGAACUCAUCAAAAAGCUUGAUUCCAAUGACCCUGGACUGGAGUUCGAUGUGUGUCUGUGCACUUUAGAGAUGUACCUGAAGAUCAAACAUUUGCAGAAGAAGCUCCGCACUAAGAUGCCCAACCCUCGCAGAGGUACUGUCAUCGAACUGAAAGAGGCUGCAAAGAAUGUGUUGAAGUUUCAGCAGAGCAGAGAUUUCAAGUGUGACAAGCAUGGCUAUGUCAACAUGCCAGUAGGAAAGUUGGAUUUCUCUGAUGCCUCUCUCUCUGAGAAUGCUGAAUGCCUAGUGGGCACUGUGGCUGCUUACAAACAACACCUGCCCAAAGCGUCGUUUAUUGUGAGAGUUGUUGUGUCGACUACUUAUGGCCCGGGAUUUCUACUGAACUUGAACCAAUUUAUAUAACAGCAGAAUAUGUACAUGCACAUUAGGUGAAAUGUUUACAAGUGAUUUGUGCUUCAAAAAUAACUUUCAUAAGCAACAAAAUAAUAUGAACAA